ACACGCGAGGAAAGAAGUAAUGAACCCUAUGUCCCUGUUCAUUUCAUUGCUUUCUCAAAGAUCCACUUCCUCUCUCCACUGAGCCAAUCCCAUUGCGAUGAGGAGCCUAACUUCAAGCGCCAGACUCCUCGCAACCGCGGUAUCCUCGAGGGGAUCCACAUGGACGUGGUCUCACCAGCCGGUGCGCAGGUACGGCCUGAUUCCCAUGGUCAUAGAGCACUCGUCACGAGGCGAGCGAGCCUACGACAUCUUCUCCCGCCUACUCAAGGAACGCAUCGUCUGCAUCAACGGGCCCAUCUCCGACGAUACUGCGCACGUCGUCGUGGCCCAGCUCCUCUUCCUCGAGUCCGAGAACCCCUCCAAGCCCAUCCACAUGUACCUCAACUCCCCCGGUGGCGCCGUCACUGCAGGUCUCGCAAUUUAUGAUACUAUGCAGUAUAUCCGGUCUCCAAUCAAUACAAUUUGUUUGGGCCAAGCGGCAUCAAUGGCGUCUCUUCUUUUAGCUGCAGGGGCCAAGGGCGAGAGGCGGGCACUCCCAAAUGCGACAGUUAUGAUUCAUCAGCCUUCGGGAGGGUAUAGUGGGCAGGCGAAGGAUAUAACGAUCCACACGAAGCAGAUUGUUCGGGUUUGGGAUUCGCUGAAUGCCCUGUAUUGUAAGCACACAGGGCAGUCACUAGAGGUAAUUCAGACGAAUAUGGAUAGGGAUUAUUUUAUGACGUCAGGUGAGGCCAAGGAGUUUGGGAUUAUCGAUGAGGUUAUUGAUCAGAGACCAUUGACUCUGGUCACUGAUGCUGUUGCUAAGGAAGGAAAGGACAAAGGCUCAAGUUAGGAUUAGAGGGAAGAAAUGCAACAACUUAACAGAGCAAUUCCAAGAUGGCUACCUUUAGUUUCCUCUCGAUUGUGGUUUGCUUCUCAGUGGCCGGUUUGCAGUUCUGGCAUCUGAAGACAUUCUUUGGGAAAAAGAAGCCUCUCUAAUUUUGUCUCCUAAAAGUCGUUAGUUCAUUAGUUGUAUGAUUAUAUUUUGUAUUUUGUAUUUUGUAUUUUUUUUUUAAAAUGUUUUGUGGGCUCGAUAUGAUCACCAAAGGAUUAAUUGGACUAUAGGUACCAUCCAUGAAGUCGUUUUUAAACAAUUCUCAACAAGUCCUUGUUAUUGAAUUUGAA
This is a messenger RNA of Alnus glutinosa, 1161 nucleotides long. RefSeq names its product ATP-dependent Clp protease proteolytic subunit 2, mitochondrial. The coding region runs from base 98 to 829 and encodes 243 amino acids. The record is from RefSeq and is a predicted model, not a curated record. Gene Ontology annotation, molecular function: ATPase binding; ATP-dependent peptidase activity; serine-type endopeptidase activity. The transcript is spliced from 3 exons. NCBI's taxonomy places the organism in Eukaryota, Viridiplantae, Streptophyta, Magnoliopsida, Fagales, Betulaceae. Gene Ontology annotation, biological process: protein quality control for misfolded or incompletely synthesized proteins. Gene Ontology annotation, cellular component: endopeptidase Clp complex.